UUGAUGGGUGUUUCAUUCUCGGCGGAAAUUUCGAUAUUGCCCCUGUUAACAAGCGCCGAGUGAGACGUGUCAGUGUUGCCCGGCCGGAUGGUCCCUGUGCAGCCCUGGAGCCCUUUGCCGCCGCCCAGCCCCACCGCUGCCGCCCCGGCGCCCUUUAUUUCUACCCGGAGCUGCUGCUCCUCUUCGCCUGCUGCAUCCCAGGUGGUGCUGGAGGAGGAGGAGAAGCUGCUGGUUUAUUCAGUCAGUGAUGCUCGGAUUGUGGGCGGGAGCAACUCUUUUUUUUUUUUUUUUUUCCCUCUUUCGCCUCUCCUUGUCCUUCCUCUUCUCUCCCGCACCUCGACUUUGCUGUCUCUGCACUGCAGAUCCCCGCUAGCCAGUUCAGCCGCUGCCGCGCCUCCCGGUCCGGGCCCCCCACCCCGCCAUGCACCCCGCCCCGCCGCCCUAGGACGAGCUUUCGGGCACCGCUGGCAGCGAGGGGCCGGGGCUGCCAUGCGGCAGGACCGGCUGACGGGCUCGCUGCGGCGCGGCGGGCGAUGCCUGAAGCGGCAGAGCUCGGGCGGCGGCGUGGGCACCAUCCUCAGCAACGUCCUCAAGAAGCGCAGCUGCAUCUCCCGGACGGCGCCGCGCCUGCUCUGCACCUUGGAGCCAGGGGUUGAUACAAAAUUGAAAUUCACUCUUGAACCAUCUUUAGGUCAAAAUGGUUUUCAGCAGUGGCAUGAUGCACUUAAAGCAGUGGCCAGAUUGCCGACAGGCAUACCGAAAGAAUGGCGGAGAAAGGUUUGGCUGACCCUAGCUGAUCAGUACUUACACAGUAUAGCCAUCGACUGGGAUAAAACCAUGCGUUUCACAUUCAAUGAAAGAAGUAAUCCUGAUGAUGAUUCCAUGGGCAUUCAGAUAGUAAAGGACCUUCACCGAACUGGUUGCAGUUCUUACUGUGGCCAGGAGGCAGAGCAAGAUCGAGUGGUAUUAAAACGUGUUUUGCUGGCUUAUGCCAGGUGGAAUAAAUCUGUUGGCUAUUGUCAAGGAUUUAACAUACUCGCUGCACUUAUUCUGGAAGUAAUGGAGGGCAAUGAAGGGGAUGCCCUGAAAAUUAUGAUUUACCUAAUUGAUAAAGUCCUUCCUGAUAGCUAUUUUGUCAAUAAUCUCCGCGCUCUCUCUGUGGAUAUGGCGGUUUUCCGAGAUCUUUUACGAAUGAAGCUUCCUGAACUGUCCCAGCACUUAGACACCCUGCAAAGAGCUGCUAACAGAGAAAGUGGAGGAGGCUAUGAACCCCCGCUUACAAAUGUCUUCACAAUGCAGUGGUUUCUGACCCUCUUUGCCACUUGCCUGCCCAACCAUACAGUUCUGAAGAUCUGGGACUCAGUAUUCUUUGAAGGCUCUGAAAUUAUACUGAGAGUAGCUUUGGCCAUCUGGGCAAAGUUAGGAGAGCAAAUAGAGUGUUGUGAAACUGCAGAUGAGUUUUACAGUACCAUGGGCAAGCUGACCCAGGAGAUGCUGGAAGACAGUCUGAUUGACAGCAACGAACUCAUGCAGACUGUUUAUACCAUGGCUCAGUUUCCCUUCCCACAACUGGCAGAAUUAAGGGAGAAAUACACGUACAACAUUACUCCUUUUCCUGCAGCAGUAAAAUCAACUUCGCUUUCAGGAAGGCUAGGCAGAACUAGAGACAGUGAUGAGGAGAAUGACCUAGAUGAUGAAGACUCAAUUGCCAAUGCAAUUGGCUGUCUUGGACCCUUAAGUGGGUUUUUGGCACCAGAGUUCCAAAAGUACCAAAAACAGAUGAAAGAUCAGAAUGAAGAACAAAGUCUGGGUUCCAGUAACAUUGCAGAAUUGAGUCCAGGAGCAAUAGACUCUUGCCGAAGCGAGUAUCAUGCUGCUUUUAACAGCAUGAUGAUGGAGCGUAUGACCACUGAUAUUAAUGCACUGAAAAAGCAAUAUUCUAGGAUAAAGAAGAAGCAACAACAGCAGGUUCAUCACGUGUAUAUCAGAGCAGGAUCUGAAGAUGACGACCCUGGGAUUUUUUUAGGUCCCAGGGACCAGCUGAACAAUGACAAAGGGCCAGUUACCAGCCUCCUCCCUUCUCAGGUAAACCAUUCCCCAGUGAUAAACCACCUCCUUUUAGGAAAGAAGAUGAAAUUGAAUAACAGGUCUCUCAAAAAUGCUGUUAUUCACAUCCCAAGUCAUGCUCCAGGGAAGAUGUCUCCAAUUCCCCAAGAAGAUCUUAAACCAAAACUGAACUCUCCAUGGCGCACUCACAUACGAGUUCAUCGAAAGAAUAUUGCGAGGGCCAAAGGACAGCUGGGCUAUGGGGACACCAUAGGACUAAUAGAUGAGCAGAGCGAGAGCUGUAAAACAAAUAGUUCUGGUGCAAAGGAGGAGACUUCCAAACAGUCUGACUUUGGAGAAGGAGAAGAGGGUGGUUUGGAUGACAGGACUACUCGAAAAGGUGACCGACAGGCAUCUGAGCCAGUCUCCAUGGAUGGCAGCACAAACAUGUCAGUGGUUCAGCUAAAACUGGAAGCACUGGAACUCACCUCGGAUAACACCGGUGCUGAGUCAGCAUCCCAUCAGCCCAGGCAGCCGCGUUUAUCAGAGUCCUCCAGCUCAUCCAGCGACAGUGGGAACCUGGCUAAAUCUCCCCAGCCUGGGAACCCAAGGCCACAGGUCUUCAAUCCUUUUCCCAGUGUCAAGCCUCUUCGAAAGUCAGCUACAGCCAGGAAUUUGGGGUUGUAUGGCCCCACUGAAAGAACGCCAACUGUACACUUCCCACAAAUGAGCAGAAGUUUCAGUAAGUCUGCCAGUGGCAAUAGUGGGACCAGGAAACGAUGACGUACUUAACUGGCACUUCUAUUUCUAACAGCAAGAAAAAAUUUGUAUUGUUUCUUUUCUUCUUUUUUUCUUUUUUUAAUGUGUGUGUGUGUAUGUGUGUCCCAAAUUGUUCCUAAUCUAAGUAAUGGGGACAAAAGUGGUUACCAUUUGUAUAAAUAUGUGUCUUUGAAAAGUGUGCUCCUGUGUCAUUAUGGGAUAGAUUAGUGAAGAUGCACUCUGGCACCCUAUUGUGGAUUCUGGUUGUUCCGUGGUAAGAUAAACAUUGAACUGCAGUGUGAAGCAUACCGUUUCUUUAACUCAGACAUAAAAAAUCACCAGCUGCCUUUAACCCCUCAGCCCCUCGUGGUUGUCUCCUCUCUCUUUCAAACCUCAAAGGACAAAUUGUCUGGUGCAGCAGACAGAUAACGGCAUUUCUGUGGCUGUUGCACAGCUUCCCUGUUAGACGUCCUGUUAGACCUCCUCACCAUGCUCUGUGAGAAGCUGGAGAAGCCAUGACUAAUAGAAGCACAAGCAGCCCUGGCAGUCAAAAAUAUCACUUUGUGUCCAACAAUUGGCCAUCUGGCUUCAGACGUUCUUGAGCAGUGUUUUGUGCUUCUAUUCCCGCAGCAGUCCGUUGCUCAGCUCAUACUGGUUUUGAUAUAAAUGUAAUUGAUGAGCAUGAGAAUAGCAGACAUGAAUCCAUACACAAGAUUGGUUUGCUCUCUUUCUGUUACGUAUGUACAUACAUACAUUUCUGUUACUACUGGAGAGUUGCAGCACUGCAAAAUUAGGAGUUAGGUACAACUGUAUGUGUAGUUGUAUGAAUAUUAAGACACAUCUUUGCUUCAGUGGAUUUAAAAGCUAUUAUCUAGAUUACAGACUUGUAAUUAAAUCAUGUUUGCCAGCUUAGCAGUAGGUAAAAUAUAUGAAUGUUCCAAGGUAGUUUAGGGUUUUAAAUUCGAUAGAGUGAUUAGAUACUUAGGGUGCCAUUUAUAUUUGAAAGCAAACACGAGCCACUACAUAAGUGGGAUGGACCUGUGGGACAGCCCUGGGCUCCCACAGCUUGGGUCUGAUUUGGUGUGGAAGAGCAAUGGCAAAGCAAUAAGCUGAGUGUUUACUUACAAAUUAAAAAGCAAAACUGGUAAAUACCAUAUGACAAGUAGUUUUGUUUUCUUUUUUCUCUACAUAUAUGUAUUAAACAGGCAGGCAGAGAAACUAAAUAUGAAUAAUUCAACUACAGGUUUGCAAAAUCAAGCACUCCAAAAAGUUCAGGUUUCUCUAAAAAUAUUACAGCUCUUCUGAAUUGUGUGUAUUGACUGUGAUUCAUGACCUUAUUGCUUCCAAGUUUCCCGUGACAUGAAAGUGCCAUUAUUUUAAGCUGGAAUAAAAGCAGUAAUGAUGAAUCAGCCCCAUUGUAUGUAAUAUCUUACUUCCUCUUUUAAAAUUAUUUGUUAAGUUUGAAAAUUAAUAUAUCAUUGUCUAUUUAUUAAUGUACACCCAGUAUAGGAUGUGGUAUCAGUUUUACUAUACACCAUAACUUAUAAGCUGUACAAUAUACCCUGUUUAUUGUUGUGGGGACAGUUUUAUUAUGUUGUUGUUUUAUACAAGUGUAUGCAUAUAAAAUAUCCAAGUAUGAACACUAUAAAUAUAAAGCAGAAGUAGAUCAGAUCUUGCCCCUACCUUAUUUUCAGGCUGUAGUAGUAUUGUCAUUAAUGAUUAUUUAUAGCGCUAAGUAUAUUUAAAAUAAUGUAGCAUUUAGUCACAGAUCACGGACUGUAUGAGAAUUGUUUCUGAUUGAUUUAGAAGAAAUGGACUUCUCAAAAUCUUACUGUAAAUCAUUCUCCCCAGUUUUUCUGAGCUUCAGUGUAUCACGCAGCUGUAUACUGAACAAUAAAUACUG
Messenger RNA from Columba livia (rock pigeon), 4708 nucleotides. It is a transcript of the gene TBC1D30, whose product is annotated as TBC1 domain family member 30. NCBI's taxonomy places the organism in Eukaryota, Metazoa, Chordata, Aves, Columbiformes, Columbidae. Bases 88 to 2829 code for a protein of 913 amino acids. The record is from RefSeq and is a predicted model, not a curated record. The transcript is spliced from 13 exons. Gene Ontology annotation, cellular component: endoplasmic reticulum.